Messenger RNA from Drosophila navojoa, 664 nucleotides. RefSeq lists its product as uncharacterized. The record is from RefSeq and is a predicted model, not a curated record. Lineage: Eukaryota; Metazoa; Arthropoda; Insecta; Diptera; Drosophilidae.
CGCAGAGCAGAAGCAGAGCUAAGUCGAGUCGAGUCGGGCAGAGCUGAGCUGAGCAGAGCAGAGCAGAGCAGAGCAGCUUAAACACCGGGCAAGCCUCCAAUGAACCACGCCUCAGGCCCCGCGUGGCCCGCUAAGCCGAUGUCCAGCAAUAACAGUAGCAGCAGCAGCAGCAGCAGCAGCAGCAGUAGCCGUAGCAGCAGCAGCGAUAGCCGCAGCGGCCGCAUCAAAGCAGUCAGCGUCACUGAUAGCCGCAGCGGUGGCGGUCGUGUAAGCGGGCAAUGAGCAAGUACGAAUAUUCAAUAGAACGGGAUAAACACCAUCAGCGCCAGUGGCAACACCUUCUACAUCAAGAGCAGCAACAGCAGCAGCAGCAGCAGCAACAGCAGCAACAACAGCAACAACAGCAUCAGCAGCUGCAGUCGCAGCAAUAUCAUUACCAGCGUCACGCUGUCGCUGUCGCAGUUGCCGUCGCUGUUGCUGUCGCUGUCGCCGUUGGCGUCGCUGUUGAAGACCGUGUUUAUAGUCAGAGCGACAGUUAAGCGACGGCAGCGGCAGGUGUCAUUUGAAUUUGAGUUGCGCGGACGCGUUCAAAUCGAAAGCUCGAGUUUAUAACGCACGCGACGCCGACGCGACGUUAACGCUGACGUCGACAGCGAUGAGUGCG